UACACGUUUCAUCAAAUAACUGGGCAUCACACCACUUCAAGAAACAUAGCCGUUAUUCAAUUCCUACCCUUCUUCCUCCAGCUAAUAUCCAACAAAACCAAGCCCCCUGUUUUUAAUUUCUCACUGACUUGUACUUUGUCUAUUCCCUACUCGUUUUCUCUCCCUUUCUCUCUCGCCGGCGGCAACCGGAUAUCAGUGUUCGCCCGCCGGAGAGGAAUCUACUAUUAUUCGGAUUCAAGAUAAUGAAGGUUUUUGUAAAGACUUUGAAGGGUACCAACUUCGAGAUCGAAGUUAAACCUGAAGAUACGGUGGCUGAUGUUAAGAAAAACAUAGAGAGUGUACAGGGAGCGGAUGUUUAUCCAGCGGCACAACAGAUGCUAGUUUAUCAAGGGAAAGUACUUAAGGAUGAUACAACAUUGGAUGAAAAUAAAGUUUCUGAAAGUAGUUUUUUUGUUGUUAUGUUAAGCAAGAGUAAGGUUUCAUCUGGUGGACCCUCAACUGCACCAGCUGCACCAGCAAGCCAAGCCCCACCUGCGAGUUCCUUGCCUUCUAAUGUGACACAACCAUCAAUAACAUCUCAAGCUCCUGUACCAGCUGCUGCUUUGCCACAAUCUGCUGCUGAAUCCAGUCCUGCUGUAGUUACUUCAGCUCUCAGUUUAGAUACAAACAUGUAUGGGCAAGCAGCAUCAAAUCUCGUUGCAGGAAGUAAUUUAGAAGCAACCAUUCAAGAGAUUCUUGAUAUGGGUGGAGGAGACUGGAACCGAGAAACAGUUGUUCGUGCUCUACGUGCUGCAUUCAACAACCCUGAACGAGCUAUUGAUUAUUUAUACUCUGGUAUUCCAGAGCAAGCUGAAGUUCCACCAGUUGCCCAAGUUGUCCAAGGUCCAGCAAGUGGCAACGCUGUGAAUCCUCCAGCUCUGGCUCCACAACCAGUUGUGGCUCCUAAUAGCGGUCCGAAUGCAAAUCCACUAGAUCUCUUUCCACAGGGCCAUCACAGUACGGGUUCUAAUGCUGGUACAGGCAACUUGGAUUUUUUACGCAAUAGCCAACAGUUCCAAGCCUUGCGAGCUAUGGUGCAAGCAAACCCUCAAAUCCUACAGCCAAUGCUUCAGGAGCUAGGGAAGCAAAAUCCAUACCUGAUGCGUCUCAUUCAAGAGCAUCAGGCUGAUUUCUUGCGCUUGAUAAACGAACCUGUUGAAGGAGAGGGGAAUGUGCUGGGCCAAUUGGCCUCUGCAAUGCCACAAGCAGUGACUGUCACCCCUGAGGAGCGCGAGGCAAUUGAACGUCUUGAAGCAAUGGGCUUUGAUCGAGCCAUAGUAUUGGAGGUGUAUUUUGCAUGCAACAAGAAUGAAGAACUGGCGGCCAACUAUCUAUUAGACCACAUGCAUGAAUUCGACGAAUGAAACAAGUGUUCCCCGUGUCUAGUUGUGUCAUAUCUCAAACUGUUUUACCUUGUGGAACCUCGUGAGCAGAGACAGUCAAAAUGUUGAUGUCCCCAUUUUAUCCAUGGACAAACAUAGCACCUUCUGCUUUCGUUGUUUUGAAUAUUCAGCCAUCAUAAUAUCAUAAAUGCAUAAUUGUGUAA
Molecule: messenger RNA, 1585 nt
Organism: Populus trichocarpa (black cottonwood)
Lineage: Eukaryota; Viridiplantae; Streptophyta; Magnoliopsida; Malpighiales; Salicaceae
Product: ubiquitin receptor RAD23c
Exons: 12
Coding region: 243-1403 (386 amino acids)
Biological process (GO): nucleotide-excision repair; proteasome-mediated ubiquitin-dependent protein catabolic process
Cellular component (GO): cytosol; nucleoplasm
Molecular function (GO): proteasome binding; polyubiquitin modification-dependent protein binding; ubiquitin binding
Source: RefSeq, a predicted model, not a curated record